CUUAAGUGUGUACUCAGAGCGGUCGUGUAGCGUGGAAAAUUCCGUUUCUCGUUUUUCUUUCGACUGAAAUUCUUGAUCACAACUAUGAACUGACCUCGGAUAGCGAAACGGUUCCUUCCUUUAGACGAAUUAACUGCAAUCUCCUUUGAAUAGAGUGCCAGCGGAUAUCAGGAAGGAUGAGCAGCCAGGUGGACGGCCUCACAUUCCUGCCUCAGGACUCGUCCCCUUCGUCGGGUAAGACCUCGUCCUCGUCCUCCUCCCCGUCCUCAUCUUUAUCAUCGUCCUCCUCCUCUUCCUCAUCUUCGUCAUCGUCUUCGUCACCCUCCUCCUCCGGAAGCAACAGCAAGAAGUCAUCGCCUGCCUCUCGCCGGCUCCUCCGAACGCCGAAGUGUGCCAGGUGUCGGAACCACGGUGUCGUGUCGUGUCUGAAGGGCCACAAGAAGCUAUGCCGAUGGCGAGACUGCCGCUGCGCCAACUGCCUGCUGGUGGUCGAGAGGCAGAGGGUCAUGGCUGCACAGGUGGCGCUCAGGAGACAGCAAGCAUCGGAGAGCAAGGACGCUCCGCCCACCAGCACCGCCAACAGCACGAGUUCAGUGGCGUCCUCAGAGCCCCCGCCCACAGCCGCCCGUCAUGAGUCGCAGGCCACGGCCGCCGCCCGCGCGAAGCUCAAGUCUGCCGAGGCGCUGCUGGCCCAGAAGAGGCUGUACCAGAGGCACCUGCGCUCCCUGCAGCAGUCGGCGCUCGCCAGGGACCUCAUGACCAACCUGCGGCAGCGCCUGGGCCGCGAGUGGCGCGUGCCGCCCUACCUCAGCGAGCGGCAGCGCAAGCGGCGCGCCUUCGCCGACCGCGACCUGGAGACCGUCCUUCUGCAGCGCGAGACCAUCCUGGCGCAGUCGGCUCAGCUCGCCGCCCACCCCGCCCACAUCCCCCCCGAGUGGGCUGCCCACGUGUCCCUCCUGCCGAUGCACCUACAGGAGGCGCUGCGGCUCCACCCGCAGCCCGCGCACGCGCUCCUGCAGCUGGUCGCGGAGGCGUGCGGCGGCGAUCGGGAUCGCGCGCUGCAGUACCUGUCGACGCCGCCGCCGGCCCUGGCGCCGCCCGUGCUCGCCCGCCCGGCCCACGAGGAUGGCGUCGCGGGCGUGAACGGGGGCGUGGUCGUGGCGCAGGAGCUGCCCUCCAGGUUCCUGCAGCUGUCCCUGGCCGCCGCCGCGUCGGCCGCGCCCGCGCUCUCGCUGGCCGCCGCGCCGCCGUCCGCCGCCGCCUCGCUGCUCUCGUCCUCCGCCUCCUCCGCCUUCACAGUGGUCGCCCGCGACGCCAGCGGCCGCGACUCGCCCGCGUCGUCGUGCUCGUCGCCGCCGCCGCCCACGCCCAGCCCGCACGCCCACAGCGGCAUGGACAGCCCGCACCCCGAGCCGCCCAUCACGCCCGAGAUGUCCGUCUCGUCCGAGAAGUCUCGGUCCCCGCCCGUCAUGCCCUGCCUGUCCGGCUCCCCGCCCACCAUGACGUGUCCGCUGCCCGGCUCGCCGCCCACGUCGCCGCCCUCGCUCACCUACCAGUCGAGCGCCCUCCUCCUGCCGCAGGACCUUCCCGACGCCGCCCGCCGCUCGCCGCCGUCCUUCCAGAAGGCGCUGUCGGCCUCUACGCCCUCACUGGCGGCGCCCCCGCCCACGGCCCUGCCCACGAUACCCAGGUUCCCGCCCACCGACCGCCCGCACGCCCACACCACGUGCCCCACGCCCAGGAAGGCCGUCAUCUCCUUCUCCGUCGAAUCCAUCAUAGGAAAACAGAGCUAGAGUGUGACGUGGCGCUUCGGUGACGUCGGCUGUGACGUCACGCGCCGGAAGAAUGGCUGAAAUUCACGCUGAGAAGAAGCUUGUUGUUCACGAGGCGCCGGACGCUGUUUCCGCGAGUGGCGGGGAUCUUCCUGUCACGCGCAGUUAUUAUUUUCUUCUCUGUCUGGAGAGAGGAAACUGUACAUGAACAGACACGCACACUUACACUUACACAUUCAUAUUCACAUUCACAUACGCAUACACAUACGCAUACUCAUACGCACACGCACACGCCGCGGACAAGUGCAAUAUCCAUCAGUGUUUUCCUGUGAUUAAUUCCACCUCAGUAAUUGCUUUCUUAACCCUUGCCUUUCCCCUCCCUUAAGUCCUUCUCCCUUACCCACUUCCCCU
Penaeus indicus is the source of this 2183-nucleotide messenger RNA. RefSeq names its product proline-rich protein 36-like. The transcript has 4 exons. NCBI's taxonomy places the organism in Eukaryota, Metazoa, Arthropoda, Malacostraca, Decapoda, Penaeidae. The coding region runs from base 177 to 1793 and encodes 538 amino acids. Gene Ontology annotation, molecular function: DNA-binding transcription factor activity, RNA polymerase II-specific; RNA polymerase II cis-regulatory region sequence-specific DNA binding. The record is from RefSeq and is a predicted model, not a curated record. Gene Ontology annotation, cellular component: nucleus. Gene Ontology annotation, biological process: regulation of transcription by RNA polymerase II; sex differentiation.